This is a messenger RNA of Xenopus laevis (African clawed frog), 2056 nucleotides long. Its product is annotated as SLAM family member 9. The record is from RefSeq and is a predicted model, not a curated record. The transcript has 4 exons. Bases 1 to 1038 code for a protein of 345 amino acids. Lineage: Eukaryota; Metazoa; Chordata; Amphibia; Anura; Pipidae.
AUGGGAACCAGGUGGGAAAAGGAGCAAGGAAAACAGGCAAUGGACACAGAACCAGGCAGAGAACACAAGAACCAGGAAUCAAGGGUCAGGAAUCACAGAAGUCAGAGGCUGGAUCAGUCUCAGGAGCUCAGAUCAGAAAGGAUCACAUUCACAGCACAGCUUCCAGGGGUAGAGGAGAGGAACAGAGCAAAGAUUACAAAUGAGCAAUGUAACAGGAAGGAGGAGCAUGGUGACACCAUCCAGUCCAAAAUGGUGGACUCGAUCAUUAAAUUGGGAGAUCAACUUCACGCAAAGAUUAUAGACUUCAGAGGAGCAGGAGGAGACAUCCCUCUCCAGGUGACUGGCCGUGUAGGGGAGACUGUCACACUGACACCCCGUCUGAGUCUCACACAUCCCAUUAAAGAGGUCACAUGGGUGUUUUAUGUUAAUGGGAAACAAAUAGUCCUGGCUACAUUCAGAGAGCAGAAGUUUAUCAUCAGAGUGAAUAAUAAUUUCCUCAACCGCCUGGAAGGAUCUAACAGUGGAACCUCAUUACAGAUCAGAGAGCUGAGAAUGGAGGAUAGUGGAGUCUUCACUGCACAGAUUCAUGUUAAUGGAGAAAUGAGUGACAUAUCCUAUAAUCUCACUGUAUAUGAGCCUGUUCCCAGCCCAGAAAUAAAGAUGGAGAAGGUGUGGAUUACCUCUGACUGGUGCAAUUUCACUCUUCAUUGUUCUGCCCCAACAAAGUCAUCAGCUCUGUCCUACAGUUGGAUGUACAGACACAAAGAGCGGUACCAGCCCUAUACCAAUGGUACCACAAUCCAUGUGUCACUGCAGCCUGAAUCCUGGGAUGAGGAGUAUCUGUGCUUCAUACACAACCCGGCUGACCAGAAAAAUGGCUCUAUUACUGCUCGGCAAUUCUGCAAUGAUACCAGUCUCACAGAAGGCACAGCUGAUAAAAGCUGCAGGAUCAAGCUGUACAUCUACCUGCCAAUACUCACUGCUCUCUCCUUGUCACUAGCAGCUCUCAUCAUUGUCACAAGAACCAAAAGUGUAUAACAUCAAUCAAUGAGAUGUUUUGCCUUCCUGAAACAGAAUGGAAAAGCAUGAUAACCCUUUAAACCUCCAUUAUUGUUUCUGCACAGACUAUAAAGAGAAGUGAUACUAUUAGUGCUGUGCAGGACAUGGAGUUACUAACAUAGGUACCACUGCAGUUAACCAUAACAACCAAGUGUAAGAGAAAGUAUAAAAUGAAUGCAAAGAUUCUCAGAUAGUAAUAUCACUGCAAGUCAACAAAUGAUCGUUUACUUUCCAAAGUGAAGUGUGCAAAAUGUAAUUUUGAACACAAAGCACCAUUAGUGAUGGGUGAAUUUGUCCCGUUUCGCAGAAAUUUGCGAAACGACGAAAAAUUAGCGAAAUGCGAGUUUUGACGCCAGCAUUUUUGCGAAUUUAUUCGCUGGUGGUGAAACACGGAAAUUCACUGUGAAUUCGCGCCUGGCGAAUAAAUUCGCCCAUCACUAAUCACCAUGUUUUUACCGAAAGUUCUGCAUUUCCUCUCAUAAUUCUAGUAUAAUUGUGCCACUAGCAGGAGCUGCACACAAUUGAUAAAAUAUUUUAUCAUUGAUCUUCCAUGCUCAUAUCAACAAUUAUGUUAAUUUGUUAUUGUUAUAUGAUUGGCUAAGUCCACUAAGGUUAUGAAAUGCAAGCUAUGUUCAGGUAAAGCUAACCCCUUUUUGUAUUAUUGAGGUAGUGGCAGCUCCAGGGUUCCCAAGUGUUGAUUGGUGCAUUUGCACACAAUUCAUCCAGAAAAGUUUCACAAUGAGCAAAUAGUGAUUUUGCAUGCAAGUACCUUUAAUUAAUGACAUGAUUGACUGUUAGCUUGACUGCUACUGCAAUAUAGAAGUAUUCUGGUGUUGCUCUUCUCAGGAAAGAGAUUAGAAGCCUCACGUGCCCUUUCCCAUCUCCUUCCUCAACAGAGCAACAUCAGAACACUUCUCAAGCAUAUCUCUUUGAAUGUACAGUUACAGGAACUGACCAGCAGGUGACACUGUCCCAAAAUGCAUUAUAUUGGCAGUUA